Messenger RNA from Aspergillus affinis, 1491 nucleotides. RefSeq names its product Zn(II)2Cys6 transcription factor domain-containing protein. Bases 1 to 1491 code for a protein of 496 amino acids. Gene Ontology annotation, molecular function: transcription cis-regulatory region binding; zinc ion binding; DNA-binding transcription factor activity, RNA polymerase II-specific. Gene Ontology annotation, cellular component: nucleus. The record is from RefSeq and is a predicted model, not a curated record. NCBI's taxonomy places the organism in Eukaryota, Fungi, Ascomycota, Eurotiomycetes, Eurotiales, Aspergillaceae. Gene Ontology annotation, biological process: positive regulation of transcription by RNA polymerase II. The transcript has 3 exons.
AUGGCAAUGACCACUCCCAUGGCCCCGCCGAAGCAACAUCGGGCCCGCACGGGGUGUCUGACUUGCCGCGAUAGACACAUCAAGUGCGACGAGGCCGUACCCCGGUGUCGAAACUGCUCCAAGUCGGAUCGAACGUGCGAGAGGGGAAUCCGUCUAAACUUUAUCGACAUCCAGACAAGCGCCUCGCAGCCGCUCACAAGCCUGGCUCCGGGCACGCAGAUCGUAUUCCAGGACGAGUCGCGCAACAUUGCAUCGGGGUACAGCGUGGGCGCAGAGAAUGGCAAGCCAGGUUUGUCGGCGCCCGUUAGCCCUAACGUGCCUGGGCGCUCAGACUCUGCGGAACACCUGUCCAAGUCCCUAGUGCCCUCGUCGCGACUCAUCACCGCCAUGGAUGAAGGGCUCCUGAUGGAAGUCUUUGUGGAAAAGAUCGGUCCUUGGAUGGACUGUCUGGACGCGGGUAAACCUUUCACCACCAUCCUGCCAUUUUACGCUCUGGACGAGCCCAUGCUUUUCGAUGCCAUCAUGGCAUGUGGCGGUAAAUACCUACUGUUUCCAGACGCGUCGCUCUAUUACGAGAAGGCAUUGAAAGCUCUCCUACCUCAAUUAAAUACCAACAAGCUUGACCACACCGUCUGCAUUGUAACGGCAAUUCUGUUAGAUGCAUACAACAUCAUGGGCGAUAACAUAGAGCAAGCACGUAUUGCCAAAACCUCGGCCCUGCUGUGGAAAGCAAACUUCGACUGUAGUAACGCAGGACUCGCCGGUGCUUGCUUUUGGUCUAACGCAACAAUGUGCUUGAUGAGCUGUCUUUAUCAAAACAUGCCUUUUCCAUGGGACCCGGAAAUUCUGGGAGUGAAUAUCGACUCUAUCCCUCCAUCUGCUGGAGCUUUCUCAGGGGACGAAGAGAAAUGGACGCAUCGAAUAAUCUAUAUUUGCGCCAAGAUUGCCGUUCUUCGCGGUGGUUUAUUGCAUGGCGUCCAGAGCAGCCCCCGGGAGCCAUUUUGUGAAGAGUGGGAAAAGUAUAAGAACUGGUGUGAUGACUGGGCCCAUAACGUGCCACGGUCCAUGAUGCCGCUUUGUUAUAUUCCUUCGCAGGAGGUCGGCCAAAGCACGUCUUUCCCGCACAUCUUACUCGUUCAAACUUGUGCAACGGUGGCACGGCUCCUUUAUCAUACCUCGUGUCUCCUUCUUGCAAAGAUCCAUCCAAGAGAGCACUCAUCGAAAGGCUUUUUCCAACGCAUGCAGACGCGCCAUGCGCUUGACAUAUGUGGGAUUGCUUCGCAGGCGGAGGAUAAGGAGGUCACCAAUCUAGCCAUGCACUGUCUUUCUAUCGCAGCGGACAGCUUGAUGGACACCAAGAUCAAACACGAAGCUCUGCAAGUCUUCGACAAAAUCACGCGAAGCACACCAUGGGGCAACGGCAAGUUUCGACAUGCGAUGAACAUCAAGUUAAAAGGCACUAGUAAUCGAUCUGUUAAUUCCUCUUCGUAA